This is a messenger RNA of Saprolegnia parasitica CBS 223.65, 1106 nucleotides long. RefSeq lists its product as hypothetical. The record is from RefSeq and is a predicted model, not a curated record. The coding region runs from base 1 to 1083 and encodes 360 amino acids. Gene Ontology annotation, biological process: regulation of Rab protein signal transduction. The transcript is spliced from 6 exons. Gene Ontology annotation, cellular component: cytoplasmic vesicle. Lineage: Eukaryota; Oomycota; Saprolegniomycetes; Saprolegniales; Saprolegniaceae.
AUGGCCGACGACUCGGUGCCCGACCAAAUCGCUCGCUUCUGCGCGCCACCCGCCGCGCUUGUCGGCGGCUCGCGCUGCGUCGACACGGUCCUCACAGAUGCGACGGGCGCCGCCAUCUACGUGUCCUCGCUCGUCAUCGACGACGACGCGUCGACAGCGUAUGCGCUCGUGUCUUCGCAUCCGUACUUUUACCUCUUCCACACGAUCCUGCGCGCGGUGGCCGCCACCCCGAUGCUGCCCGAGAUGGCGCUUCGGGCGUUCUUGGCCGAGACUCCGUCGUCGGCAGCCGAGUUCCUCGACGCCAGCAUCGGUCCGAUCCCACAGCCAGCGUCCUUUCUAGCGUCCCAAGUCGAUUUUGGUGUGCUCUUCCAAGCGCUCAGCGUCAACCACAUCCUCUUGGUUGUGCUCUACGUCCUCUCGGAGCGCCACGUCAUCGUCUGUUCGAGCAACCCGAGCCUCUUGACCCCGAUCUGCGAGACGCUCCGCGCCCUCUUGAGCCCCUUUUCGUCCCAAGCCGUGUACAUUCCCGUGCUGCCACACUCGCUGCUGGAUUUUUUACACGCGCCCGUGCCGUACCUCAUGGGCGUCGUCACAUCCGAGUCGACAGACGCGACGCUGCGCGGUCUCGACGUGGUUGUCGUCAAUGUCGAUGUCGAUGCGAUUGCUGUGCCCCGGGGUCGCCACGCCUCCCUACCGACUGUGCCCCGGAAGCACCUCCAGCACAUGGCGUCCAGCGUCCAUACGAUCGCAAAUCACCACGGGCUACCGCUGCGUAAAGCCACGAGCCCAGAUGAUUGGCGCGAGGCCCUACUCCGGUACGGCCAAGCCGACGUGCCCCGGUCCAUCGAGAGAUCGGACGCCGCCUGGUCGGAGCUUCGAGCCGCGUUUACCGCCUUUCAUUUGUCGCUCAUCCAAGGGUACGAAGCCUAUUGUCAGCCCGCGACGGCGAAGGACGACCGCGCGCGCUUUGACGCAGCGGGGUACCUCGAGGCCUUCCCGGACAAGCGCGGGUUUGCUGCACACUUCUUUUGUACGCAGGCCUUUGCGGCGUUUCUCUCAUGCACCGCGGGGAGUGAGCCAUAAGAUGAUGUUUGACUGUAUUACAC